This is a messenger RNA of Epinephelus moara (kelp grouper), 13837 nucleotides long. RefSeq names its product calcium channel, voltage-dependent, T type, alpha 1H subunit a (gene cacna1ha). Gene Ontology annotation, molecular function: voltage-gated sodium channel activity; low voltage-gated calcium channel activity. The record is from RefSeq and is a predicted model, not a curated record. The transcript is spliced from 38 exons. NCBI's taxonomy places the organism in Eukaryota, Metazoa, Chordata, Actinopteri, Perciformes, Serranidae. Gene Ontology annotation, cellular component: voltage-gated calcium channel complex; plasma membrane; voltage-gated sodium channel complex. Gene Ontology annotation, biological process: sodium ion transmembrane transport; calcium ion transmembrane transport; positive regulation of calcium ion-dependent exocytosis. Bases 556 to 8184 code for a protein of 2542 amino acids.
AGAGCGACCCACACACACAUACACACACAUACACGGCCCGACCCUCCCGCGCGCAUCUCCGCUCCACGCUGCGUAACCAACACCUCAGCGAGGAUGGACGGAUGGAUGGAUGCAUGGAUGUGGAUAGAUGUUCCCGUUUAACCCAACGCGCAAAUGAAGACCACUUUAAGUGAUUCUUUAAUUACUUCCAUUGAUUUUUCUCUCGGAUUACAUUUGAUCUGUGAAAAGAAGUGAAGAGGGGUUUUUAUUUUUGAAGAGAGAAGGAAAAAGAAAGGAAAGCUCCGGGCUGCUGAGAAAGGCUGGGUGCGCUAGAAACACGGAAAGUCACGGAUCAUGCUUAUGGGAACUUCCGAUUCCGUCUCGAUAAGGUAUUUUAAAAGAAUAAAGUUGUUCCGUUUGCCUGUAAUGUUCUAAUACCCAUCGAGUCCAGGAUUGAGUCCACUUUUUUAAUGGCGAGAAAACAAAAACACAGGUGAUGGGCGCUCCGUUCCCUCAGGCGGUUUUUAUUUCCUUUGACACCGUUUGAAAUGCAGUGGCUCUGCCUGAUGCUCUAUCAUGACUGAUGGCGAGGGGAGAGCGCGCUUUCAGUACGCAGAGUGCCCGGAGGGGCAGGAGCAAGAGGAGGUGCACGAGGAGGUGAGGCUCGCUAUACCGACGGCCUACAGAAAUGACGCCCCGGGUCAUGAUGUUGACCCUGGAGGAGGCCACGACGAGGAGGAAGCGGAGGAGGUGGAGAGGAGAGGGAGCGUCACAGGUCAGGGCAGUGGAGGAGAAUGGAGUCCUGAGGUUCGGGAGGAGCAGGAAGACCAGGAACCGGAGCUGGAAGUGGAAGUUGGACCAACAUUGGGAGUUCGCAUCAGGGCUCCUAUUCGGGAUCCAGACUGUGUCUCCGAGGAGGAGGAGCAGCAGCCGUACCCGGCCCUGGCCCCUGUGGCCUUCUUCUGCUUAAAGCAAACAACAAGGCCUCGCAACUGGUGUCUUCGAGUCGUCUGUAACCCAUGGUUCGAGCAUGUGUCCAUGCUGGUGAUCCUGCUCAACUGCGUGACUCUGGGGAUGUUCCAGCCCUGUGAAGAUGUCAGCUGCCAGUCAGAGUGGUGCCGCAUCCUACAGGUAUUGGACGACUGUAUCUUUGCUUUCUUUGCUGUGGAAAUGGUCAUCAAGAUGGUUGCCCUGGGGAUUUUUGGCUCCAAUUGUUACCUCGGUGACAAGUGGAACCAGCUUGACUUUGUCAUCGUCAUGGCGGGGGUAAUGGAGUAUUCUCUGGAUGGCCAUAACGCCAGUCUGUCAGCCAUCCGUACCGUCCGAGUGCUCAGGCCACUGAGGGCCAUCAACAGAGUACCAAGUAUGCGGAUCUUGGUGACACUGCUGUUGGACACCCUACCCAUGCUGGGAAAUGUCCUUCUUCUCUGCUUCUUUGUCUUUUUCAUCUUCGGGAUUGUUGGAGUCCAGCUGUGGGCGGGGCUGCUGCGCAACCGCUGCUUCUUGGGAGAGGACAUCAGAACAAUGUACAACUUGUCCAUAAGUCCUUACUACAUGUCAGAGGAGGGUGAAGACAGCCCGUUCAUCUGCUCUGCUCCCCGCGAGAACGGGAUGCUGCGCUGCCACAGUGUGCCGCCUCACACAGAGGGCGGGGCCGAGUGCUCAUUGGCCGCUCCCCAACAAAGCUCAGCUCUGAUUGGAUCAGUGGGUGGGGCCAGUGUUAACGGCUGUGUUAACUGGAACCAGUACUAUAAUGUGUGUCACCCCGGGGACCACAACCCUCACAAGGGAGCUGUCAACUUUGACAAUAUCGGCUACGCCUGGAUAGCCAUAUUCCAGGUCAUCACACUGGAGGGAUGGGUAGAUAUCAUGUACUAUGUCAUGGACGCUCACUCCUUCUACAAUUUUAUAUAUUUUAUACUGCUCAUUAUCGUGGGCUCUUUCUUCAUGAUCAACUUGUGCCUCGUGGUCAUCGCCACCCAGUUUUCCGAGACAAAGCAGAGGGAGAAUGCUCUGAUGAGGGAGCAGCGUGCUCGCUACAUGUCCAACGACUCCACGCUCGCCAGCUACAGCGAACCAGGCUCGUGCUACGAGGAGAUGCUACGCUACAUCAGCCACCUUUAUCGCAAAUUCACACGCAGGCUGCAGAGGAUAUACUCUGGAUGGCACAGUAAACGGCGUAAAAAGGUGAAUCCUAAUGGCAGCAGCGGAGGAAGUAACGGCGGGGGUAAUGGACACGGCCACAGCUCCAGCAGGACCUGUGGAGGCUUAGGCCCGGGUAGUGCAUUGUGGCUAAGACCGAUCCACAACCUUCUGCAGCACCAUCAGCACCAGCACUGUCGCCUCAGCAACGGGGGGCAGCACACCAUCACCGUGACAACCGCCGAGCACACGGACGGAGAAGGAGGGGAGGAGCUGGAGAUGAAGUCUCUUCCUGUCCGGAGAGGAAGUACAAAUGGAAAUAGCGGGAGCAGCGGGGGCAACCCAUCCGUCGUCACCCAGGGUAUGGGGGCGUUGCUCGGGCGACUGAACGGAGGGAUGAACUAUCCGACCAUUCUGCCGUCAUUUGUGUGCAGCUACAGCAGUAAGACACCGCCGCCCCACUCCCAGCAGUGUGGACACAGUCCGGAGCAGCACCCACCAAACCACCCAUCAUCUGAACACACAGAGACACUGAACAAGCUCUACCAGCUCAUGGGACAGCACAGUCGCCAGAGGCUGCUGUACCAGCUGGCAGGCGUGGUGCCCAGCCCUCUGCUCUUGGAGCUGCUCAGUUGCCCUUUGUGUGCCCGCAGCCUGGAGACCUUGGAGCUGGAACUGGGAGACCUGGAGGGAGGCAGAGGAGAGGCUGAUGGGCUGCACGACUUCCCCCAGGUCAGACUGCAAGUUGGUGGACUAAUGAUGACGGCGGGGGAUCUAAGAGGUGGGCGAUGUCGGAGCAGACGGCGAGGGGUCGUGGAUUACAAAAAUGGAGUGGUUUACGCCUGGGUAGGCUUCAGGGAAAAGCUGAAGAGGAUUGUGGAAAGUAAAUACUUCAACCGAGGGAUCAUGAUCGCCAUCCUCGUCAAUACUCUCAGCAUGGGGAUAGAGUACCAUGAACAGCCCGAGGAGUUGACUGAUGUGCUAGAGAUCAGCAACAUUGUCUUCACCAGCAUGUUCGUCUUGGAGAUGGGCUUCAUGCUGCUGGCUUUCGGCUUGUUUGGAUACAUCAGGAACCCGUACAACAUCUUUGACAGCAUCAUUGUGAUCAUCAGUGUGUGGGAGAUAAUUGGUCAGGCAGACGGUGGGUUGUCGGUCUUGCGAACAUUUCGUCUGCUGAGGGUUCUGAAGCUGGUUCGCUUCCUGCCCGCCCUGAGGAGACAACUGGUUGUGCUGAUGAAGACAAUGGACAAUGUGGCCACGUUCUGCAUGCUGCUGAUGCUUUUCAUCUUCACUUUCAGUAUACUGGGUAUGCAUCUGUUUGGCUGUAAAUUCGGUCUUCGGACAGAGACAGGAGACACCAUCCCUGACCGUAAGAACUUUGACACAUUGCUCUGGGCCAUCGUCACUGUAUUCCAGAUCCUUACCCAGGAGGACUGGAACGUGGUGUUGUAUAAUGGCAUGGCCUCAACCUCUCCGUGGGCAGCUCUCUACUUCGUCGCUCUUAUGACAUUCGGCAACUAUGUGCUCUUCAAUUUACUUGUGGCCAUCUUGGUUGAGGGCUUCCAGGCUGAGGGUGAUGCUAAUCGCUCGGAGUCAGACGAUGAAAAGAAAUCAGACAACUUUGAGGAAGACGAGAAGGUGGAACAGCUCAGAGACACUGAGCUAAAAAUGUACUCACUGAUGAUGACAGCCAACGGUCACGUUGACCCUCGAGGCUCAAUGGCUCCUCCGAUAAUCAUGCGUACGGCAGCCACACCCAUGCCCACUCCUAAGAGCUCUCUGGGACCGGACUCUGUCCUCGGAGAGGAGCUCAUGUACAAAGAGGGGGUGCCCCAGUAUGGCGAGGGAGGAAUUGGGGUUAGCCAGGCAGGAAGUAGUCGUGCGGAGUCUCGCCGUGGAAGCUCCACCUCAACCACCAUGGACCCCUUAGCCUUUGACCAGCAUUCUCUGAACCUCUCAAGUCCCGGCCGUCGCUCCCCUCUUCCUACCCGCUCGUGGGGAAGCCGCCGUUCCAGCUGGAACAGCCUGGGACGAGCGCCUAGCCUCAAAAGGCGAGACACCAGCGGCGAGAGGGAGAGCCUGUUGUCGGGGGAAGGGGGAGAGGAGGAAGAUGCUGGAAUGGACAAGGGGGAGGCGGGAGGAAACAACAGACUACGUCCAGACUCCUUGGAGCUGCUACAGGCAUCUACACUCUGCCCUUCGAUAAUCGCGGAGUACGGUGACUGUAAUGGGAGGACCCUGACCUAUGAUCCCACCGUGAACUGCGACCCCAAAGAUGACUCCUCGCCUGAAGAUGACUUGGAUGAUGACAGUUCUUUCUGCUUCUGGUUGAAAAAAGAGAUUCGUGACAUGAAGCCCCGCUGGUGCAAAGAGCACGAAGACUGGAAUCUGUAUUUGUUCUCUCCAGAGAGCAAAAUUCGUGGGUGGUGCCAAAGUGUGAUCUCUCACAAAUUGUUCGACCAUGUGGUUCUGGUUUUCAUCUUCCUCAACUGCAUCACCAUUGCCCUGGAAAGACCUGAUAUACAGCCUCACAGCACGGAGCGAAAGUUUCUGAGUGUGUCCAACUACGUUUUCACUGUGAUCUUCCUGGCAGAGAUGGCCAUUAAGGUUAUCGCUCUCGGUUUCUGCUUCGGGAAGCAGACAUACCUCCAGUCCAGCUGGAAUGUUCUAGAUGGUUUGUUGGUGUUUGUGUCUCUGGUCGACAUCCUGGUCUCUCUCGCCUAUACUGGCGGGAACAGGAUCCUGGGCAUCCUCAGAGUCCUGCGCCUGCUACGAACACUACGCCCACUGAGGGUGAUUAGCCGAGCCCCGGGAUUGAAGCUGGUUGUGGAGACGCUCAUCACCUCUCUCAGACCCAUCGGGAACAUUGUCCUUAUCUGCUGCGCCUUCUUCAUUGUGUUUGGCAUCUUGGGGGUGCAGCUGUUCAAAGGGAAGUUCUACCACUGUGAAGGUCUGGACACGAAAAACAUCACCAACAAGUCUGACUGUCUGCAGGCCAAUUACCGCUGGAUACGAAGAAAGUACAACUUUGACAACCUGAUUCAGGCUCUGAUGUCUUUGUUUGUGCUGUCCUGUAAGGACGGCUGGGUCAACAUCAUGUAUGACGGGCUGGAUGCAGUAGGAGUGGACCAACAGCCUGUAAGGAACCACAACCCCUGGAUGCUGCUCUACUUCAUCUCCUUCCUGCUCAUCGUCAGCUUCUUCGUCCUCAACAUGUUCGUCGGCGUCGUGGUGGAGAACUUCCACAAGUGCCGGCAGGACCAGGAAGAAGAGGAGGCUCGCUUACGGGAAGAGAAGAGGCUCAAAAUGAUAGAGAAAAAGCGCAGGAGUAAGGAGAAUGAAGGGGCUGAGGCCAAGCAGAGGCCUUACUAUGCCGACUACUCUCCCCUGCGUCUGUCCAUCCACACACUGUGCACCAGCCACUACCUGGACCUCUUUAUCACCUUCAUCAUCUGCAUCAACGUCUUCACCAUGAGCAUCGAGCACUACAAUCAGCCGCAGUAUUUAGAGGAGGUCCUGAAGUACUGUAACUACGUGUUUACCUGCAUCUUCAUCGUCGAGGCCCUGCUCAAACUCGCAGCAUUCGGCAUACACAGGUUCUUCAAAGACAGGUGGAAUCAGCUGGAUAUAGCUAUAGUGGCGCUGUCCAUCAUGGGCAUCACCUUGGAGGAGCUGAAAAUGAGCGCAGCACUGCCCAUAAAUCCCACCAUCAUCAGAAUCAUGAGAGUACUCAGAAUAGCACGAGUGCUGAAACUUCUGAAGAUGGCCACAGGGAUGCGAUCUCUGCUGGAUACUGUCAUGCAAGCGCUGCCGCAGGUGGGAAAUCUCGGCCUCCUCUUCAUGCUGCUCUUCUUCAUCUACGCUGCACUGGGAGUGGAGCUCUUUGGCAAACUGGAGUGCAAUGACAACAACCCGUGUGAGGGUCUGAGUCGCCAUGCAACCUUUGAGAACUUUGGGAUGGCCUUCCUCACACUGUUCCGAGUGUCCACUGGAGACAACUGGAAUGGGAUUAUGAAAGACACGUUAAGGGAGUGUCAUCCAGAAGACCGCCACUGUCUAACCUACCUGCCCGUGGUCUCUCCGAUUUACUUUGUCACGUUCGUGCUCAUGGCCCAGUUUGUUCUGGUCAAUGUGGUGGUGGCUGUUUUGAUGAAACAUCUGGAGGAAAGCAACAAGGAGGCUAAAGAGGACGCAGAGAUGGAUGCAGAGAUCGCCUUGGAAAUGGCACUGGAGAGGCAACGUAAAACAAGCACAACCUCCAGCAACAGUUCAGCAGGAGGGACCUACGUUGGGCCGUGUCCAAAUUCACCUGGAGAGGAAGAAGAGGUGCACUACGGCGACCAGGACCUGCUGUCGUUAAGGAAGAUGUCUGUAUCCAGGAUGCACUCUCUGCCUAACGACAGCUACAUGUUCAGACCUGUGCGGCCAGCCAGCGCCCCCUAUCCUUUGGAGGAGGUGGAGCUCAGUCCCCAGCACCAGCAUUCAGGCUCAGUGACGUCGAUCCACUCCCAGCCAUGUGAUAGUCGCACGCUGCUGCAGGUACCAGACGUUUCCCCCGUUCACCCCCGGUCACCUCCCACCCUCACUCUGCCCCGCAUUGCCCCGCCCACGCCCAGCCCCUCCCCACGGGCCCUGCGCAGACAGGUGGCUGUUAAAGUGGAUUCUAUGGAGUCCCAGGGUUGUGAGCACCAGGAGAGGCCCAACCCUGUCUACCUGCCUCCCCUCUCCCCUUCUCCCCUCUCUCCUCACACCUCCUCCCCAUCUCCCCUGCCUCCUCCUCCUCCCUCCUCUCCCUCAGCCCUCUCUCUCCCACCCUGCUCCCCCUCUGCCUUCCCACUCCCUCCUCCAUCCCCUCUGCAUCCCCUGCUCUCCUCUCCGUCUCCUCUCCCUCCUCCGCCAUCUUCCCCCUCGCUUCUUCUCCCACCUCCUCCCUCCCCCCGUCUCCCCUUGCGCCCUCCCAGCCUUCGGAGACCCAGACCGCCCUCUGCUGCUUCCCUUUGCGACCCGGCAGACGAAGAGGUGUAUCACAUCACCAGCUCGGCCCGCCUCAGGUGGGGAGACGAAGAGGGAGGAGGGCAGGAGAGCAGAGGGAAGAGCGGCCGCAGCCACUCCCUCUCCCCGUACACCGCCCUGUGCUCUCCCAACUCUUCCUCCACCUUCUCCCCUCCUCUUCCCCCACUACCACCUUCCACCUCGAGGAGCGCUCUCAGUCUGCUCGGGGUGGGCUUGACGGACCGUGACUUUAGGAAGGGUUUAAGCGUUGACAACAAGGCCGUCCUGGACAAGCCGUCAUCAUUGUCUGCCGGUCACCCCGAGGACCAUCGCCGCCACUCAAUCGAGGUCUGCCUCCCACAGGCUGUCAUCACCAGUGACGACCAACACUUUCCACGUGAGGCCCACCGGUCUGAAAAAAGUGGUCAGGGAUUUCCUGUGAGGGUGCAGUCAGUCGGGGGCGGCCACAGGAAGAAGAAGAUGAGCCCUCCUUGUAUAUCCAUCCACCCGCCCUCAGAGAAGGAACACCCCCACAUUGCCUCACCCCCAAAACUGGCUGACUGCAGCAUGAUGCUGAGACGCAGGACGCCAUCCUACGACUUGACCCCGCACACACAGUCCAACACGCAAGACGCCUCGGUGGAUUCACAGACGCGGACGCUCACACCUAUCCACGUACCGCUUCAAGCACACUCACCAACACACACUCUGACACCCUCGCGGGGGUCAACUCCGACACACACUCAUACACACACUCCACCUCACGCGUCCGCACCUACACUCCCAAACAUCCCAAUCAGCCCGAACAUCUUUAUCCAGCCUCACGCACCUCUCGUCCCGAUGCCUUUCUCACAGACACACUCCCUCUCCCCCGCCGCGAGGCACUCCACUCUCGCAGGAGACUACAUCCCCCUCCCCCAGUUCACCUUCGACCAACCACAGUCCAGAUACAUGAGCGGACUGUCAGCUGGCCUAUCAGACGCCGAUACAGCCACCUGCUCUUCCCCUUUCGACAACAGACUGGGGAGCGGCGCAGGAUUCAGUGCAAAGAAUCGGAGGACCGCCCAGUGAGCAUCGGGCAUUGCCUUCAGGAAGUGAAUUAACAGGUCCUUAAUCUCUGAAGCUGGUGCAGAGCGGCCUCGGCUGACCUCAGCAGAGAUUGGUGCCAGGGAGAAAGAAGUUUACCGGGAGAGGGAUUGUUUUUGUUUAGACGGAUACUGAAAAGACAUGAAUUAUUCUUUCCAGAGAGACGCUGGUACAGUCCCGUCCUACAAUAACAGACAGUGGAUCCAUUUUCCUAAACCCAGCUCGAUGGACAGCAGAUCCACUGAGGCUGUACCAACAGUACCACUGUACAUGGUGUGUUUGGGACUAAUACUGAUAACACACCAGAACUUAAGCCACCUAACUCCGUAGCCAAAGUUUUUUUUGACACACUGUCCCCACCCACGCUAGCCAAUCAGGAAGCAGCGUCUGGCUGACAACCUCUGACCUUUCACAGGAAGAGGUUUGUGAAAUGCGAGCGUGGGGGGAAUUGUGGGAUAUGCAACUUCAGGUUUUCUACAGAAGUUCUGCUUGCCCCUCCUCUGCUCCUCGAUCACAUUGAUCCGAGCAGAAGUGUGCGUGUGAGUGAGCGUGUCUGCGUUUUCCUACGUGCGAGUACUUGUCAAAAUCUGUUGUCAUGGAAGUCGGCCAUGUUAUUCUUUACGCCUGCGACGACAGAGAGGGGAAGCAGGGCAGAGCUGUAGUGUAUGUUUAUUUGUGUAUCUGUGCAGUGUAAAUAAAGGAAAAUACUGUAUUUGGUGAGAUUAAAAAUAGCUCUAUCCAUAUGCACAUAUUUUUAUAGAGAUCUAAAAAUGUUUUUUGCACACAAAUUUGAAUUUCAAGUUGCUUGUUUUUUUUUUUCCUCUGUUGUCCUCUUGUGAAUGUAUGUUUCUUUUCAAAACCGGAGAGAGCAACGAGGGAGCAUCGACCCUCCUCUCAACAGGCUAGCUGAGGUUGAGGAGGGGGAUUUUAUUUUUCUAUUUUGAAAAAGAGAGAGAAGGGAACAGGGGUGUGAUGUGUUUCUGUAGCUUCGUCUCAGAUUUCUCUGUGUUUGGUGUCUAAAUAACAGUCUUCAGAAGCGGGCUCAGUGAUGCAUGCCAAAUUCAUUUUAAGAUUUUCCACGCUGACGUCCCUGCGGAGAGGAGAGUUUGCGAUUUUGGUGUAAAUGUGUUGAGACUACUGGCUGUGUGCUGGCUCUCCACACAUUCAAAUUCUAAUGUGGCUAUUAUUCCAAAAGAAUCAGCAAGUAAAAAUAUAGUACAUUUUAUGCAACACAGAAAAAACUACUGUACUACAAUUUAUUUAUUUGCCCAGAUACAUUAUAAAACAACUUAACAAGGCAGCUAAAUAUCUCUGUGAGCUGCUGGCUAUUGGAAAACAAAUUGAAAAACGCAUAAGCUGUCAUCUCUGAGCCCCCCUUCUACAGCUGUUUUCAAGCUGGAUCAGCUUUGACACCACUUAGUGUUUCUGUACAUCUAAAGACAACCAAACUAACUAACUUACUAAAUAUGUGUAGCCAGAGUGCAAUAAUAAUAUAUACUUGUGGAAAAUAUAGUAACGUCCACACUACAUAAAACAACCACACUUUUGUGUUCGUACAUACUGUAGAACUACUAUAAUAUAUGAUAUAAACCCAUUUUUUUAUAUGAUGAUCGAGAGUAUUUCUAUCUCUAGUGUUCAUGCUACUAUAGGUACUUGCCCCCCUGCGCGUGGCUGUGGUGGCAUGGGUGUGGCUGGAAGCAGUGUUAGGUACUGUAGAUUUCUCUAAGAGCUCAGGCCCACCCGCUGAUGGUGUUAAUGUAAGCGGAAGAGCGACAUGCAUCUCUGCUGAGGACAAUAUAAUAAUCCAUUUGUCACCCCUCCCCGUCCAUGGUUUUAUUUUCCCUACUAACCCACUGCAUUAGAUCACGUUGAGACGACACACCACAUUUGUUACCUACAUAUCAGUUCUGUUAUAUUAACCUAUCUACAGAUGGACUCAUGCAAACCCCAGAGGUGUAAAUGACAAAGAAUGGCAAGCAGUUUCCUUCCUAGUGACAAAUGUUUUAUUACCACCAAGCCAUACCUUUAUUCUGACACAGCACAAUAUGUAUUUUACUCUGUUUUGUGCACAGUCCGGUUUGGCACAGGUAUACAAGAAGCAUGCUUGUAAACUGUUUAGGUACUACUGAUUCCUAUUUUAAAGGCAGCUGGCUGGGACGGCGCCAUUGUUUUUUGUUUUUUUUUAAACCAGCACGUAACACGCACAACUCCUCAGUAAGCUGAGUGAAAACCAAAGUGCUUUGCUGCUGCAUCAUAAUCACCACACGCCCAGUAUUUCAUAUCGUAAGAUUGUAUCCAUCUUGGUAGGUAUUGCCAACUAGGUUUAAAGUAUUUGUCGGUGAUUAGCUGAGUGACAAAGGGUCUCUGGAGGUCGGUAAAGCUUUGAAAUGGUGUUAAACCACUUGGACAACAAGUAAAGCCGUGAAUUUUAUUCAUGUGUCAUAUAUUUCUACGGGCAUUAAAGGUCCAGGGUGUAGGAUUCAAGGGGCAUCUAUUGGCAGAAAUGGUAUAUAAUAUUCUUAACUGUGUUUUCAUUAGUUUAUAAUCACCUGAAAAUAAGAAUUGUUGUGUUUUUGUUACCUUAGAUAUACCAAGCUGGUCUCUUCUACAGAGUCAGCCAUGUUGCUCUAUAGUAGCCCAGAGCCAGUGGCACCCCCAGAGAUCUUUCAUAGGCAUGGCCAGAUGGGGCCACCGAAAAUAUUCAGCAGGCACACCAAAACCUAGGGAUGCACAUAUUGGAUUUUUGGUGAUAUCCGACAUGCCGGCAUAGAACAAGUUAUUUAGCUGAUAACCUAUACCCGAUACAAUAUAUCCACUUUUUCCCUAAUUUUACUGCUCAUCAAGUCUCUUCUGUAGUGGAAUUCACAUCAUAUUAUGCAUGCGUACUCUUAUUGUGAUGGCCCACCAGCAGAUGGAAACAUUUAACAGAAUGCUUCUCAGUGUAUGUAAUAUUUAUUCAUUGUGUAAAAUGAGAAAAAGCAUGUUGGCCGAUUCUAAUAGUUCAUUUUAAAGCCAAUGUUGGCCGAUACUGAUGAUGCACCGAUAUCAUGUAGCCCUACCAAAACCAAAAGUCAUACCUGAUUUUCAAGAAUUCCAUCAUGCUGUUUUAUAGGAGAGUUAAAGAAUCACAUACUGAUAUACUAGUUUCUCAUUUUACAGUUAAUAUUACCAACUAUCUGAUGUGCAUAGACUACUACUACUACAAAUACUUUGAGUUGGAACAGGAACAAGGGGGAUUCAUCGUUCUUCAAAUAGACUUGAUGUCCUUUUUUUUUUUUUUUUUAAAGACGGACAUUCAGCUUUAAUCUGAAGGACUGCAUUGAUUGUAAGGAACGAACCAUUUACAGGGAACAAGCCUUCUCAAGUUUAGGGGAGACUCGUGGGUACCUAUAGAACCAAUCUUCAUUCGGAUUUCUUGAGGUGAGAGCUCAAGGGACCCCUUUGAGUAUGACCAUGCCAGUUGUUCCCAUGCCAAAAAUUGCGCCUAACUUUGGAAUGUUAUUUAACCCCUUUCCCAACAAGCUAUGCCGUCAUGGUUGGUACCAAUGGAUGCCUUAGGUUGUCUCGUUUCUCAAGAUACCACCACGUAGCUUAAAGAAUAAGUGUGCCACAGCCUCUUAAAGACAGCAAUGUUGGCCUGUAAUUAUUUUGCCAGGAGGUGGGGGGCAAUUGUACCUAGGGGCAUGGCGCCACUGCCUAGAAUAGACCAACAUAACACUGGCUCUAGACAUGGUCAUUCACGUUAUUGCAAUUUUGCUUCGGUUGCUGUAGUUCUCUUACACGCUUGGCACAUGGGAGAAGUUUCAGUUGGUUGCAGUCUGCAACCUCGCUGGUAGAUAGCACUCAAUCCUGCACACUGGACUUUUAAAUAAACCUUUAAAAAACAAAAUUUAAUUGGACAUAAUUUUUAUGCACAUUUUUCAGAUACAAAAUUGGCCCUACAUUAGGCUAAAACUAGCAUUUAACGGCUGUGAGUCUGCCGAUACCUUCAGAAACCCUUGAAACAUGAGCUAAGUGAUGAAGAAAAGAAGGUCCAGAUUGUCAUCAGAUUAUCAUUCUCCAUGACACACUCAUCAGCUUUACGUCUCCCAAGUAGUAUGCAUGUAGAGGGAAAAAUAGUGAGAUAAACAUCAGGUUAAAGGCAAAAAGAAAAGAAAAAAGUGAAGGCUGUAGCUUCAGUUUGCUACAGGACCACACUUUUGACCUUUGCGUGCAACAGCGCAGCCCCCUGAUUGGUUGUCCUCUGUGGAAAGAGCCACAUUUAGCAGUACAGUGCUGUUGGGAGUUCAAAAGUACAAAGUUGGAUGAAGGUUGGCAUGUUGCAAAGACAGAGAGAGAAAAGUUGCUGCUGAUCUUUUGAUAGCACUCUUCUUCCAGUUCUGACACACAGAAGCACAUCUGGAGUCGGAUUCUGAGAUGUCGUCCUCCCUCCGGUACAUGGCACAGUUGAUCAUCCCGUGGUUUAAAAUAAUUUAAAUACAGUAUGUGCUCGAACACACUGUCAUUGUGCAACUGCUUUGUCCUGUUUCAUGUCCUCUUCCUGCACAGAUCGUCAGCAAAUGGGAGGUUUUAAGUAGUCUGAGGACAGCCUCUUUCUGUCUCACUCUUAUUUGACUUAGUGCGGACGACCCCGAUCUACAGCAUAUUGCCAUAUUAAUCGACACAGUUUGGUAGAGUGACUGCAUAAUUGUUCUUACGAUUUACAGAUCUUUGGAUCUCAGUAUUUAAAUCCUGCUUUUGAGGAAACAGUUUUGACUAUUGCAUGUUCUGAUUUAAGAAAAAAAAAUCUUUUGGGAAAGAAUCAUCUGGAUGUUUUAGAGAUUUUGAUAUUUGCAUUUUCAGAUGUUUCCAUUUGUAGAUUGACUACCUAAUUGCACUGGGCUCUGAUUAAUUGGUAUCUGAUAAAAUACUGAUUAAAUGACCCUAUUCUUUAUUGUCCAAUGCAAUACUGGGUGGUUAUUUACUGUAUGAGGAAAGAGUUCCUCUUUAUACAGUUUUAUAGAGAGACAUGGAAACCUAGUUGGUUCUAUUUUGUUCAGAACCGACGUUAUUUAAUGUUGAGGUGAGCCUUUUUUUCACUUUUCCUCCUGAUACUCUAAACAUACUAGAACUCUGGUGAUGGUGAAACUAAUUAACUGAUGUAUAUUUUAUGUAGGAGUAGCCUCAGCCCUGAUGCUCUGUAACAGACAGACAGUGAUAAGUUGUGUUGUCUGGGUUGACACUGAGCUGGUGCGGCUUCGCAGUGAAGCCGAUCAUGCUCCUGACACAAGUGUCGCCCGACUGCAGAAAGUUCAAACUGUGAUAGAACUUGACUUUAAUGAAUCAGAAGCCUUGUGUUUUCUUUCUUUCUUUCUUUCUUUUAUUUUUUAUAACCCUUCAGUGAUUGGCCCAAACACCCCCACCCCCAAACCCCCCAAGCCUUACAAGGAGGGGAGGAGGUGUGUUCUAUAUCUGUCAGAGGAGAGUCAGUGUGUCUGCAAUAAUAAGCCCUCCAUUAUUCCCUGUGACAGAGGGAGACGGGAGGGGACAGGGGAGGUGUUUAAAGGCUCGACACACGGUCGGACUCUCUACAUUGUAUCGUUGCUGAUUAUUGUGUGAUGACCAACCAUUGUCCUGAAGGAUGUUUCCCUGUCAAUUA